AUGGGGAACGACAUGAAUUUAAACCCAGUCGAGUCGGCGCAAUCCCUCGCUUCAACCUUCUCGCCCAUACACGAGGUCUUAUUCAUUGCCAUUGUUUGCAUGGGUCAAUUUAUGACCCAAACCAAUAUCGGAGUAUGUCUUUCGCCACUUGAUAUUAUCGGCGAGAGCUUUGGUAUCGAUGACCCUGGCGUUUUGAGCUGGUUCAUGGCUGGGUACUCGUUGACUGUUGGCACAUUCAUCUUGGUGUCUGGCCGGUGCGGCGAUCUCUUCGGUUAUCGUCGAAUUUUUAUCAUUGGAUUUUGUUGGGUUGCGCUCUGGUCUCUUGUCGCAGGUCUCAGCGUCUAUUCGAACUAUAUCCUGUUCAUCUUUGCACGUGUUUUCCAAGGCAUCGGUGGCGCAUUGCUGAUGCCCAACGCAUUGGCUCUUCUUGGAGCUACAUACCAACCAGGGAAGAGAAAGAAUAUGGUUUUCGCCGUCUUUGGGGCCACUGCCCCAAACAGUGCCCUUUUGGGGGCUCUCUUCGGUGCCAUAUUCUCUCAGUUGGCUUGGUGGCCCUGGACAUAUUGGACACAGGCUAUUGUUGCCCUCUGUUGCGCAGCAUUAGGCCUGCUUGUGAUCCCGUCCACUCACCAUGGCACCCCCUUUAACAAAUCAUUCAUGGGGCUACUCAAAGCUCUCGAUUUACUCGGUGGAGCUUGCGGUAUCGGUGGCCUAGUGCUUGUAAACAUUGCAUGGAACCAGGCGCCUAUCGUGGGAUGGAGCGAGCCUUACAUCUACAUCCUUCUGAUCAUUGGAAUUUUGCUGAUUGCCGCCUUCUUCUAUGUCGAAUUCCGAGUGGCUGAACAUCCCCUCAUUCCGUUCCACGCAUUCAGUCGCGAUGUCUCGUUUGUCCUUGGCUGUGUCGCCUGCGGUUGGGGCUCAUUUGGGAUUUGGAUCUACUACUUCUGGCGAUUUGAAGAGGUGUUCCGCCAGGUGACUCCUCUCGUAGCAUCUGCCCAUUUCGUUCCCGUUGGCCCUGUGGGUAUCGCCGCAUGUGUUGUUACCGGGUGGCUGAUGGGCCGGAUGCGCCCCGCCCUGAUCAUGGUGUUGUCGAUGAGUGCAUUCACAUUAGGCAAUGUUUUGAUAGCGAUAGCACCAGUGCACCAAACCUAUUGGGCACUGACAUUUGUUUGCUUGUUGGUUACCCCUUGGGGUAUGGAUAUGUCUUUCCCUGCGGCGACUCUGAUGUUGUCGAAUGCAGUUGAGCGCAAGCAUCAGGGUGUCGCUGCAUCACUGGUGACUACUGUUGUCAACUACAGUAUAUCGCUGAGUUUGGGACUCGCCGGAACUGUGGAAGUCCAUGUCAACAAUGGAGGCCACACUCCGGACAAUGUUCUGAAAGGAUACAGGGGCGCGUUAUAUUUAGCCGUUGGUCUUGGUGGGCUGGGGAUGUUCCUGAGUGCGAUCUACGCAUUUAAUGGUUGGCAAGCCGAGAGACAGUCAGUGAAUGUCAAGAGUGAGGAAGCUUGA
This is a messenger RNA of Penicillium vulpinum, 1509 nucleotides long. RefSeq names its product MFS transporter. Gene Ontology annotation, biological process: transmembrane transport. Bases 1 to 1509 code for a protein of 502 amino acids. Lineage: Eukaryota; Fungi; Ascomycota; Eurotiomycetes; Eurotiales; Aspergillaceae. Gene Ontology annotation, molecular function: transmembrane transporter activity. Gene Ontology annotation, cellular component: membrane. The transcript has a single exon. The record is from RefSeq and is a predicted model, not a curated record.